AUGGAAAAAAGCGAACAAACAAAUAGUUUCGAAAGUUCAAAUAAUAAUAAUAAUAAUAUAGAUAGUAAUAUUAAUAAUAAUUUAGAAAAUAAUAAUAAUAAAAAUAAUAAUAAUAAUAAUAAUAAUAAUAAUAAUAAUAAUAAUAAUAAUAAUAAUAUUGAAAAUAGUAUUGAUAAAAAUAAUAAAGAGGAUAACAGUUUAGUAGGUGUAAAUAGUCAUAGGAAACAUAGAACUAGAUUAAAAUCAAAGAAAGGAAAUAAACAUGAAACGAAAAAGGAAAUAGAUUAUAAAGAUUUAUUGAUAAAACUGCCUCAUAAUGCAGUAUCAAAUUUCAAUUCUUUAGAAAAUGAAUCAUCUGAUAAUUUAACACCUCCCCCACCUAUAAAUAGUUCACCACUACCACUACCACUAUCACUACCACUACCACUAUCACUACCACUACCACUACCACUACCACUACCACUACCACUACCACUACCACCAAAUAAAGAAAACAUAGAAAUUAAUAUGGAAGAUAUAAUAAUACCAGAAAAUAAAAUAAAAAAUAAAAAUAAUAAUAAUAAUAUAGAUAUAAAUAAUAACAAUAAUAACAAUAAUGAAAAACAAACUAGUAUAAUAGAAAUGGAAGAUUUAGAUAAGUUAAAACAACCAAAAAUCAAUGAAGGAUCAACAGGUAAAAAAGGGAAAUCACACUUUUUUUCAUUCCUUCAAAGAGGUGAUAAAACAAAUUCAUCAAUUUUAAAAUCAUCUGAACAACCAACACAUAAAAAGACGAAAACAAAUAUCAACACUCCACCAGAUUACCCAAUUCACUAUUUUGGUCAUCAUAAAAGAUUUUCUUCAUCCUCUGAUGAAGGUUCAGAUAAUUCGAAAUCACAACAUUCCUCUGUAAAUACUCCAACAUUAUCUCGGCAUAAUAUAGAUUCAUUACCUGAAUCACAACAAUCACAAAAACAAUCACAACAACAAUCACAACAACCACAACAACAAAACAAAACAAAACAAAUACAGCAAACCAUUUUAAAUAAUAAUAAUGAUAAUUUAAACGAAGUUACACCAAUUAAAAAAAGUUCUUUACCAACUCUUGAAGUAUCACCCAUCCAAUCGAAUAUAAUUAAUAAUCAAACUACUGAAAAACAUAAUAGUGGCGGAUUUACAGCAUUAACAUCUGCAUCUGCAAUGAAUCAUCAAAAUCAAAGAAGAUAUCGUGAACAUCAUCAAAUAAAUCAUCAACAACAACAACAACAACAUCAUCGUCAUUAUCAUCAUCAUAUUAAUAGUGGAGGUAGUAGUGGUAGUAGUGAUAAAUUUGAUUAUGUUUCAGCUACAGGAUUAUCAACAAAGAAUGGGUUCAAUCCAAAGUCUUUGGAUGUUGAUCAUUUUCCAAUAUCAGAUAAGAGGAAUAAUAUUAAUAUUCAAGCACCAUCAACACCUGUACAAUCUCGAAAUUAUCCUCUUUUCACUACUCAAUCUCCAAAGAAUGCAAAUUCUGCUAGUAAAAGUAAAAAUAAAUUAAAAAAUUUAAAAAGAAAAAUUGCAUCUUCAAUCACUGGAAAUAAUCCAUCUGGAAUAUCUAGUAGUGCUUUUAAUCAUUCAUUUUCAUCUUGGAAUAAUAAUAAUUCAGUUUAUACUGGUGGUAAUAGUGGUGGUGGUAGUGGUGGUGGUGGUAGUGGUGGUGGUGGUGGUGGUGGAGGUGGAGGUGGAGGAAUUGGUACACCAAGUAGUUUUCUUGAUGAUAAUAAUAAUUUAAAUAAUGGUGAAAAUUUUAAAAAUAGUAAUAGUUAUAAUAAUAAUAAUGGUUCAAAUCGAUCAAUAUCACAUGAUGAAUGGUUAAGACAAUUCUAUCAUAAACAUUUAGAGAGAUAUGAAAAAACUAAAGCAGUUGAUUAUUUAAUUAUUAAACCAUGGAAUUUCAUUAGUUGGAUAUUAAGACCAAGUAGAAUAGCAAAUUAUCAAUCGAAAAUUUUAUAUAGAAGAGCAUAUAUUUUAAACUUUUUAAAUUUAGUUUUGUUUGUGGUUUAUCUACUAUCAACGAUUCUAUCAUCUAAUGAAUGGUUUAUAUUUGCACCAGGAAUAUUACUUUCUGUGAUUUAUUUCUUUUUAGGAAAGAUUAAUAAUAAAAUGUAUUUAAUAGCAUUUUUAACCAUUUCAACUGCAGUCGCCAUAAACAUCACCUCAAUCAUUUACGAUCUCACACAUACAAGGCCAACUGAUAAACUUAUUUUCUCAUGGGAUUUAUUGGUAAUGAUAAUGGUACCAUUAUUAUUCCCUUCAAUAGUUUAUUCAAUUGUAAUUUUAAUUUCAGUUGCUGUAACAUAUAUUGGAUUAGGUAUUUAUGUUCAAUCUUCACAUAAUUUUUAUUUAUUAGAUGCAUAUGAUUCAUUUGGUGAAUUAUUAAGAUCAAUUAUAAUUGUUUUUGUAAUUUUAAUGUUUUAUACGAUAUUAUCAUCAGUUGAUUUAAAAGAAAUUGAAAGAAAAGAAUCAAGAAUUCAAAGUUUAUUUAGAAUUAGUAAUGAAGCAUUGGUAGUUCAUAAGGAUGGAUUAAUAACAGAUGCAAAUCCAGCGUUUGAAUCAAUGUUUCAAAUUAAACUGCAGGAUUUACUUUAUCCAAUUCAAAGUGGAAUAUGGGAAUUUCUUCCAGCAUUGGAAGGAAUGUUUGAACCUGGUGCAUCAAAACUAUUUGAUAAUCCUGAUAUGGGUGUUAUUGAAACCACGGGUAUCGAUAGUAGUGGUAGAACAUUUCAAGUUGAAGUUAGAACCAACAAGGCAACCUAUGAUGGUGAACCAGUCGAUGUUAUUUCAAUCAUUGAUAUCACUGGUAGAAAACAAUUAAUGGAAGCUGAUUAUGCACUUAGAAAAGCGGAAGCGGCAAAUGAGGCAAAGGUAAUCUUUUUAACCACGGUUAGUCACGAAUUGAGGACCCCAAUCAAUGGUGUAUUAGCUUCGGCUGAUAUCUUGGAGAGAACUACAUUGGAUUCAACACAAAAGGAAUUUUUAAAUUGUAUAAAACUGUCGGGUAAUUAUCUAUUGGAUUUAAUUAAUGAUAUAUUGGAUUAUAGUAAAAUUGAAGCAGGCAAAAUGGAGAUUAUAAAAUAUGAUUUUAGUAUAUUGAAAAUGUUGGAUAAUAGCAUACGUAUCGUUAGUAAGAAUAUCUAUGAGAAAGGACUGGAUUUAUGUAUUUUCAUAGACCCAAAUGUACCAGUGAUUGUCAAUGGUGAUCAAAGAAGAAUCAAACAAAUCCUAUUGAAUUUCUUAUCAAAUUCAAUUAAAUUCACAAAUCAUGGUCAAAUUAUCAUUAGAGUCAAAUUGGAAUCUGAUGAUUCAACUCAUUCUCUAAUUAAAUUUGAUGUUGAAGAUUCAGGUAUAGGUAUUAAAACUGAGCAUUUAAAUCAAUUGUUUGCAUCUUUCUCUCAGAUUGAUAGUGGUAAUAGUAGGAAAUAUCAAGGUACAGGUUUAGGUUUAUCAAUUAGUAAACGGUUGUGUAAGAUGAUGGGCGGCGAUGUAAAGGUGAAGAGUGAAUUUGGUGUUGGUUCAACAUUUUCUUUCACUAUACCUUGUGGUAUACCAAACACCACCACUAGGUUCUCACUUCAAAGUUUAGGUAGUGCAAUCUAUAUGGGUGAAGAUAUUCAAGGUAUAAAUAAACCAAUUGGAAAGAAGAAAUAUGGAGCAUCUGGUGUGGUUGGUAUUGUUAUCGAUAGUAAUAAAUACACUAGGAAAUCAAUUAGUCAAUACUUUGCAAUUCUAAAGAUAUCUUGUGUAGACUUUGAAAACAAAAAAGAAUUUGAAAAUUAUUUAUCAACUCUUGCAACCGUUGAUCAAACUACAAAUCCUCAAGUUUAUUUGGUCAUAACAAGUAUCAUUGAUAUCAAUCAAUUAACAACCAAUGGUUUACCAAGAGAUAGAAUCUAUCAUUGGAUUCUAAUGGAAAGUCCAAAUGAAGAAAGAAAAUUACCUUUGGAAUUUGAAAAUCGAUUCGUUAAACCUGCUCAAUUUGCUGAUAUUGUAAGAUGUCUAUAUAAAAUUGAUAGUAUAAAUUUCUUUAUUGAACAAAUGGCUGGUAGUCCUUAUAAAGCUUCAAAAGAUCUUCAAAGUGGUGGUAGUAGUAAUGAGAGUGGUGAUGGAGGUAGAAGUUUAAGUGGUGGUGGUGGUGGUGUUGGUAGCAAUGGUAAUGGUAAUGGUGGUGGUGGUUUAGAUUCUAAUAUUUCUCCAUCUGAAUUAUCAUCAUCUGAACAUCAAUUAAUAUCAACCCCACUAAGUGAUGUAAAUGAAUUUGAAGAUAUCAACCUAAUAAAUCAAAGUUUAUCUGGUUUAGGUCCAAGUGCAAAAGUUUUAAAUUCUACCUAUUUUAAUGGUUUAAGUCAAAGUUCAAAGAUCUAUAAUAAUAAUAAUAGAAAUGGUGUUGGUAUUGGUAAUCAUCAUCAUGAUCAUUACUAUCAGCAUAGACAUCAUCAUUCAUUACCACCUGAAGAAAUUGAUUAUGAUGAAUCACCAUUUUUAUUUUUAAAUAAACCAAUUAGAAAAGUUUAUCAUUCUCAACCAUCAACUCCAGUCACCAAUGGUAUCGCUUUAAUGGACUCUAGUAGUAAGAGUCCUUCGAUACCAUCGUCAUCAUCGGCAUCAGCAUCAGCAUUGUCACCCAAUUCAAGACACUCUAAUGAACUUGGAAAUGGUAAAACCACUCAAUCUUUUGUUUUUUCACCAACUUCUAGAAAAUUCUCAUUGAAUGAUUCUUUUAAUCCUUCAAUUUCCACAAUUGUAUUACCACAAGUUUCAUAUUCUCCCUCGAUGCAAGGUGGUAACUUUCCCAUCAAUAUGGAAUCUGUUUAUAAGAAAAUUGAAUCUCACAAUAAUAACUUUAAAAGAAGUGAAUCAAAACCAUCAACUCCAACCUUUUUAUCAAAUCAACCUUCUCCAGCCACUUCAAACUCUCCUCAACUAUUACAAUCACCAACAACAUCCACCACUGGUUCAAUCAAUUUAUCUCCUCAUAGAUCACCAAAUAUUAGACUACCUUUGGAAGUUCGUAGUGGAAGUCUUAGUUCAUUAAAACCUUUAAGAGAGGAUGAAGAACUUGAAAGUAUUUCUGAUGAUCAUACAUCUCAUCUAAAAGGAUCAUCACAUUCAAUAAAUCAACAAAUUCCUUCAACUAUUCAACAACAACAACAACAACAACAACAACAACAACAACAACAACAACAACAACAACAACAACAACAACAACAACAACAACAACAACAACAACAACAACAACAACAACAACAAAAACCACAACAACAACAACAAAAACCAACAACCACAACUACAACAACAUCAACACAAUUACCUCAAAAUAUUGAAAAAACAACAACAACAACAACUACUUCCACCACCAAACCAACGGCAACUUCAUCAUCAUCAUCAUCAUCAAAAACAACAAAAACUCAACAACAACAACAUCAUCCAACAACGACUACAACAACAAAAUCUGAAAAAAUUGAAAAGACAGCAGCAGCAACAACAUCUGAAAAGAUUGAAAAGAUAUUAUUAGUAGAAGAUAACUUUGUUAAUGUUAAAAUCUUUAGCAAAUUAUUAAAAGAUAGUGGAUAUAUAUUUGAUGUAGCACACAAUGGAGUAGAAGCUGUAGAAUGUGUAAAGAAAGGAGCCUAUGAUCUAAUAUUAAUGGAUUGUCAAAUGCCAGAAAUGGAUGGAUUUGAAGCUACCACUGCUAUUAGAGAACUCGAAAAAUCAAAUCUUAUUGAAUCACCACCAUCAAAAAAACAUUCUCAUGUUGUCAUUGUAGCUUUAACUGCAAACUCUGGUUAUAAAGAUAAACAAAAAUGUCUUUCAGUUGGAAUGAAUGAUUUCUUGCAAAAACCAAUUAAAACAUCUGAUAUUUUAAUUCAAAUGAUUAAAAAACAUUUGAAUUAA
This is a messenger RNA of Dictyostelium discoideum AX4, 5910 nucleotides long. RefSeq names its product histidine kinase (gene dhkB). The transcript is spliced from 2 exons. The record is from RefSeq and is a predicted model, not a curated record. Bases 1 to 5910 code for a protein of 1969 amino acids. Gene Ontology annotation, cellular component: membrane. Gene Ontology annotation, biological process: signal transduction; phosphorelay signal transduction system. NCBI's taxonomy places the organism in Eukaryota, Evosea, Eumycetozoa, Dictyosteliales, Dictyosteliaceae. Gene Ontology annotation, molecular function: protein histidine kinase activity; transferase activity, transferring phosphorus-containing groups; phosphorelay sensor kinase activity.